AGCUGACCGGGAACCAGCCAAUCAGAAGUCUCAAACUGUUGUAAAUAAACUGCGGCUUUGCGCUCCUGAAAACACGCAGCAGCGGACUGAGAGCAGAAACAUGUCGGUGGAGACGACAGGCAGCGACGUGAGGAGAGCAGCGAGCAGCAGCAGACAGGAGGGCCCAGGAGGACUGUUGGACUCCGUGAAGAAAGCUGCGUUCGUCAUCGGAUCCGGCAUCUUAUUCUUGGCAGCGUUUGGCAACUCACUGACAUGGCACCUUCAGAGGUUCUGGGGAGCUUCAGGAGAUUUCUGGCAGAACUUGUGGACGAAGCUGUACGUGGCGUUCGAGGGUCAUGAUGCUGCUCUGUUCUUCUUGGGGACGAUGUUGCUUCCCUUUUUGACGUUCUGGUUGUCAAAUGCUCUGCUGCUGUUGGCGGACAUAACCGGAAAACCCUCCUUCAUCACUCGCUACCGUAUCCAGGUGGAUAAGAAUAACCCGGUGGAUCCAGUGAAGCUCCGUCAGGCGAUGAAGACCGUCGUCUUCAACAAGAUCUUCAUCUCGGGUCCAAUGGUGGUGGCUGUUUACUACCUGAUGAGCUGGACAGGAAACCCCUGCGGCCCGGAGCUGCCCACCUUCCACUGGGCCCUGAUGGAGCUGGCCGCCUUCGCCCUCCUGGAGGAAGUUCUCUUCUACUAUUCACACAGGCUGUUCCACCAUCCCAGCCUCUACAAACACUACCACAAACAGCACCAUGAAUGGACGGCUCCCAUCGGAGUCGUCUCCAUCUACGCUCAUCCUCUGGAGCACGUGAUCUCCAACAUGCUGCCGGUGGUGAUCGGACCAGUGCUCCUUGGCUCCCAUCUAUCCACCACCUCUCUGUGGUACUGCCUGGCUCUGGUCAGCACCACCAUCUCCCACUGUGGAUACCACCUCCCCUUCCUGCCCUCCCCAGAGUUUCAUGAUUUUCAUCACCUCAGGUUCAACCAGUGUUUCGGCGUUUUGGGCAUCCUGGACCGACUCCACAGCACCGACGCCAAGUUCAGACAAUCCAGACAGUACGAGCGUCACGUUCUGCUCACCAGCUUCACCCCUCUGAACGAGAGCAUCCCCGACACCCCCAACAAGGGCCAGUGAGCGGCUGGGACCUCCGACCUCAGGGAGACAGGAUUCCCAAACAAUCUGAAAUACAUUUUAAUCAUUUUAAUCUGGAAAGACAACAUGUUAGAGACUGUGAAAGUUCUGACAGAAGUUUGGUUGUUGCACGUUUAGCAGACAAACAGAUUUCAGUAGGUUUUUAUAAGUUUACUGUUGAUUUGGAGUCUUUUUAACUUUAUUUACAUCUUAAGAUCUGAGCGGCGUGGCAGAGCAGUCAGUUGUUCAGGGUUAUUAUCUGCUGACAUCCCAUUAAAGUGUAAAUGUAUAAAUGUAUAGAAGCCCAAAUUCACCAGGAAGAGAAAAGCUAAACAUGCUGAAAAUAUGUAAUUAUAUAUAUAUCAUAAUUUCAUUCCAAAUUGGAAGCAAAUGAAACCCUUGAAGCAGCUCGUUUACCAGACAGGAUCACAGAUUUAUCGACUGCAUUUCAUCCAUAAAACUUCAGAUUUGUUUGUCGUUUAAAUCCUCUUCUUCUUAUCAAGUUAAUUUAAACCUCGUGAGAAGGAGCGAACCACUCCGAUUCUACUCGGUUUGAACAUUGAAAUGAGUUUUAAUCAUUUCAGGAUAAAGAUUCUGGUUUCACUUGAUGUAAUUGUGUUUGGAAGACGACCACUGAACACAUUCUCACUUUAAUGUAGUCGAUCGUAGUUUUAUAUGCAAGCAUUAAUCCUGAUUUACGUGUUUGUCUUAUUUUUUAUUACAUGUAGAAUGUAAGGAGAGCACUGUCAGCUCAUCAGUGCAGGCUCUGUGGUGCGUUCACUUACCGGUCAGACAGGAGGACAGAGAUCUGGACUAUGAAGCAGAAAGAUUUGGGAUUAGUCAGCUAACUUCAAGUUUAACUCUGGGAACCAUGCGGUAACCAUGGCAACAUGCACAGCCAAGCAGAACAAGGUUGUGUUUAACCCUAUGAUGUGCAACAUGGGUCAAAAGUGACCCAGAUUCAAUAGAAUAUGGGUCACUUUUGACCCAUGUUGACCUAAAUUGUUUAAACAAUUCAUGGAGCUUGAUUUGGAAACAGUGGACAUGAAAAAACUAAAAGUGUCAUAAACUGCCUCUUUUUGUACAGGAGUUAUAAUAAAACGAUCCUUUAUUUGGCUGUCAAAAGUGGAAAAAAAUCUUUUUUACACCUUAAAAUGCUACAGAAACAGCACCCCCCCCCCCCCAUUCUGUGGCUUCUAGAAACGGCAUCCUGACAGUUCAAAUGCUGCAAUUUAAAAAUUACACUUUAAAAGUGGUAAUUUACGGCCCUCCUGUCUUUCAAGAGCAUCUGACAGUUUUUAGUGUUUAAAUCCUUUUUUUCCCACUUUUUUUUCAGUGAGGGAAGCUAGUUUUAGUUGCUUUAGUUUAUUUCCUGUUGACUCCAUUUCAUUGCUCUGCAGUAUCUCAAUAAAAGCCAAAAACAAAGACUUAUCAAAGCGCUAAAGUCUACUAAAGUUUUAUGUUUAUAUAUUUAUUCUGUACCUGACUGCAACACAACUGGAGGAAUAAAAGGCUGAAAUUGUCCUCCAAGCUGUUAGAAACUCCUUCUAUAAAAGCUUAGAAUCCUGGAUGUGUUAAACUCUUCGUAGUCCGGGUUCUCUGUCCUCUGUGGAGAAACAAUAAAGGAAUAUUUGCACUUUUCUGUUCUCUGGCUCUUACACAUGCACUCAAAUGUUAAAUGCGUCUGUAUUUUGUAAAUAAACCUCCAUAAUUGUAGCAGAGAAAAGAAAAUUCUACUGAGAUUCUGAUGGAACUGUUUAAGAUUAAAAUGUUUUGAAAACAAA
This is a messenger RNA of Acanthochromis polyacanthus (spiny chromis), 2898 nucleotides long. RefSeq names its product fatty acid hydroxylase domain containing 2 (gene faxdc2). The coding region runs from base 101 to 1117 and encodes 338 amino acids. Gene Ontology annotation, molecular function: iron ion binding; C-4 methylsterol oxidase activity. NCBI's taxonomy places the organism in Eukaryota, Metazoa, Chordata, Actinopteri, Pomacentridae. The record is from RefSeq and is a predicted model, not a curated record. Gene Ontology annotation, biological process: sterol biosynthetic process. The transcript is spliced from 9 exons.